GUUAUGGGCCCACAACGCUAGGGAGUGAGCACCUUGGGGCAAUCUUAGCUGCUGAGAAUGCCAAGGAAGCUUGGGACGCGCUGGAAAAGACCUACAAGGGCAAAAGUGCGGCUCGGAAGUUGUCCCUCCGGCAUGAGUUGAGCACCCUCAAGAUGAGGUCCGGUGAGCCCGUUGCCGGGUAUGUGGGUAGGGCACAAGACCUUUAUCGGGACUUGGUUGCCGCCGGUGUUGAGAUGAAACCGGAUGAUCUAUCCUUUACCGUGCUUGCCGGGUUGACUAGCCGGUUGGAGGGGCUGGUAACGGUGUUGACGUCGUCCAAGGAGGAGCUAGGCUCGGUGGAGGAGAUUCUUUCCACGUUGCAGGUGUUUGAGCAGAGGCAUGGGCUGUCAGGGGAGCAAGACAGUGGGGCCUCGGGCUCGGCAAGGGUGGUAGCCUAUGCUGCCAAGGGUGGCAACUUUGCGGGGAAGGGCAAGGGAGGCCCGAGGAAGGCUUCCAUGGCUUGCCACAAGUGUGGGAAGCUCGGGCACUUUGAGAGGGAGUGCAGGUCAGGGCCCCGAGAGCCCGAGAGGCCCAAGACGGGAAAGAAGUGCUACAUCU
Molecule: messenger RNA, 597 nt
Organism: Klebsormidium nitens
Lineage: Eukaryota; Viridiplantae; Streptophyta; Klebsormidiophyceae; Klebsormidiales; Klebsormidiaceae
Source: the annotation of a GenBank genome assembly